CGAUUGCAACGCCCAACGCGUCGACAAACACUUUGAGAUCGUACAGUACGGCGCAUACUGUGCUCAAUUCAUCCGUUACAAGCGUAACUCUCCACAACCCUAGACCCCGACAGGGGCAAGAAAGUCCAGAAGAAGCUCGUGGUCAUUGGAGAUGGCGGCUGUGGAAAGACAUCCUUGUUGACCGUCUAUGUGAAGGGCUACUUCCCUACAGACUACGAGCCUACAGUGUUUGAAAACUAUGUCGAGCUCGUGGCCAUCGACGACAAGCAGGUCGAGCUCAGUCUAUGGGACACUGCGGGCCAGGAGGACUUUGACCGGUUACGAGGACUGUCGUACGAGUCCAGCAACAUUGUGAUGAUCUGCUUUUCGGUCGAUAUGCCAACAUCACUGGAAAACGUCGAGACAAAGUGGAUCGACGAGGUGCGGCAGUAUUGCCCUGGCGUCAAAGUCAUCCUCACUGCGUGCAAAUGCGAUUUACGUGAAGACGAGCAGGUGGCCGAGAAGCUGAGCCAGCGAUCGUUGAGACCAACGACAUACGAGGAGGGCUUGGCGGUCGCCAAGCGCAUCAAAGCGACCCGGUAUCUGGAAUGCUCGGCGAAAGAGAACCGCGGGGUGCAGGAGGCAAUUGAGGAGGGAGCGCGCGUGGCACUCGGCAGUCGUGCGCACGGUGUCAGUGGCAGCUUGCGGCAAAGCUCAUGCUGUGUCAUUCUUUAACGAUUGAGGCAUAUACACAUUGCAACGACAUGACG
Molecule: messenger RNA, 749 nt
Organism: Vanrija pseudolonga
Lineage: Eukaryota; Fungi; Basidiomycota; Tremellomycetes; Trichosporonales; Trichosporonaceae
Gene: RHO3
Product: GTP-binding protein Rho3
Exons: 11
Coding region: 355-714 (119 amino acids)
Biological process (GO): small GTPase-mediated signal transduction
Cellular component (GO): cytosol
Molecular function (GO): GTPase activity; protein kinase binding; GTP binding
Source: RefSeq, a predicted model, not a curated record